Messenger RNA from Melanotaenia boesemani (Boeseman's rainbowfish), 3261 nucleotides. RefSeq names its product P2Y purinoceptor 3. Bases 198 to 1301 code for a protein of 367 amino acids. Gene Ontology annotation, molecular function: G protein-coupled ADP receptor activity; G protein-coupled UDP receptor activity; G protein-coupled UTP receptor activity. The record is from RefSeq and is a predicted model, not a curated record. The transcript is spliced from 3 exons. Lineage: Eukaryota; Metazoa; Chordata; Actinopteri; Atheriniformes; Melanotaeniidae. Gene Ontology annotation, biological process: phospholipase C-activating G protein-coupled receptor signaling pathway; cellular response to pyrimidine ribonucleotide. Gene Ontology annotation, cellular component: plasma membrane.
GCUGCAGCAGCAGGUUGGUGUGGUACAGAUAAACAGUCACUUCAAGCCUCGGUUGUUUAGAGCUCUAGUUGGCUCAAGCUUUUCUUACUCUGCGUUUUGUUACAGAGACGAGCGAAGGAAGACGAAAUCUUUUCUAAUGGCCCACCCGACUUGUUAAAGUUGUAUCCACAGUUUCUCUGUCACUCAGGAAUGCAAAGAUGCCUAAUUCUUUCAGCUCCCUCUCUACUGAGGCUCUUAUCCAAAAACACUUCCCUUUCGACUUGAUUUCCACCGGCAUUCAGCCUACAAACUCCUACACCACAGAGGGCUUCAUCUCUCCAACCACUAACAGCAGCAACAGCAGCAGCAUUCCUUCCUGCACCUACAAGGAGGACUUUAAGCGGAUUUUACUCCCAGCUGUGUACACUGUUGUCUUUGUGCUUGGUAUUCCUCUCAAUGCCACCGUCAUACUAAAGAUAUGGAGGACGAGUCCCAAUCUGUCCAGGAACAGCAUCUACAUGCUCAACUUGGCCAUAGCUGACUUUUUGUAUGUGAUGUCACUUCCUUUACUCAUUUACAACUACGCCAGUCAUGAUUAUUGGCCCUUUGGGGAGUUUACUUGCAAACUGGUCAGGUUUCAGUUCUACAGUAAUCUUCAUGGCAGCAUCCUGUUCCUCACUUGCAUCAGCGUACAGCGCUAUGUGGGCAUUUGCCAUCCUUUCGCAGUAUGGCACAAACAAGGUGGUCGCAAGAUGGCGUGGUGGAUCUGUGGAGGGGUGUGGCUUGUGGUCACCAUCCUGUGUGCACCAACUUUUUACUUUGCUGCAACGGGAACCCAACGCAACCGCACGGUGUGCUAUGACUUAAGCACGCCAAAGCAGUCCAUAGACUACUACCCUUACGGCAUGGCUCUGACAUUCCUCGGCUUCUUGCUGCCCUUAAUGGGUGUGAUGGUUUGCUACUGUCUGAUGGCCCACAUCCUCUGCCGGCCUGUGUCUUACCAGGGAGUCUCUGUGGCAACGGGAGAAAAACGGGAAAAGGCUGUAAGGAUGAUUAUUGUUGUCGCAGCAGUGUUUUGCAUAAGCUUCCUUCCAUUUCACCUUACUAAAACCAUGUAUCUGAUGGUGCGUACUUUUCCUGGUGCACCCUGUGAGAUGAGAAACCUGUUUUCGAUCAUCUAUAAGAGCACCAGGCCGUUCGCCAGCAUGAAUAGUAUUCUGGACCCUAUCUUAUUUUACUUCACUCAGCCACGCUACCGCCGGAGCACCAGAAGGUUUGUGCUCAGAGUCACCACCUUAAGGGACAAGGGUACUACUGUGUGAGCAGAAAGUGUUAAAGUGUUAAUUGUGAGCUUUAACUACAGCGUUACAGCCUCAAUGCUGCAUCAGGGGUGGAACCAACAAUAAUGCAUGCUUUACAAAAGGUGAAGGUAUUACAACAAAACAUGUUUCCUGGUUUUACUUCACUCAUAAGCUGUUGUCACUCAUCCUUCCAACUGUUGUUUACUGUUCUCUGUAAAGAGUUAAUAUGAUGGGAAAGACGCUCCACUAACACAAAAAUUGCAGUCUUGUAAUAUGAAUGGAAAACAUCAACAGUGUCUUUCUUUUAUCUUUAGUAGGCAUUUCCUAAGCACCAGACUUUGGGUGUGUUUUACUGUAUGAAAGCAGCCUAACAUGUGACUCUGAACAUACGGUCGGAUCAGGAUAUUGACAUCAGGUACUGAUCCUGUUGUUGCACAAGAAACAUAUUUGUUUAGAUGUGUAAAUGGGCAAAGAGAGAAUGAUGGAACAGAUAUUUAUUUAUCUUAAAAACCACUAUGGGACUAAUCCAGAAUAAAUUCUUGAAAGUUAUUGCUUGUUAUUAAUUGCAUGAGGCAUGGCACUUACAGAAGUGGGGAGAUUGAGACUGGGUAUGAAAAACCUUUGCAUUUUUUUAUAUUGAUUGAAUGUUAAUAUUUUCAUUUGAAGGACUCUACUGUUUUGUUUUGUUUUUCUUUUUUUUUAUAGAAAAAGCUCCACGUUUCUGUUAUAUUGUUCAAGCUUAUUAAGAUGUUAUUACAUGUUUUCGCCACUAGAUGGUGUGAGAACAGCACUGCACUUCAUCAUGGCCUUACCUGGUAUAUAACUGGUAUGAUUUAUGCAGAAUGAGUCAAAUCUUACCAAUUACAGUCAAUGAUAAAGCAAAUCUGGCACAUCUGUCUCCCGGAAAACUACAAUAAGCCAUCACCAACCUAGGCCAGUAGGCUAGCAGCCAACGUUAAUGUACCACAUAAAGACUGUGGAAUGUUAGAUUGUCUACAGUCUAAAUUAUGGACUAUACUGAUGAGGAAAUUUUAACUCUCUUAUGGAGAAAUACCAAGUUACUGAUUUUAUAAUUAAGUCAUUUAUAUCUAUGAAGUGAACUUAACUGCAGAUUGCACUGUGAAUGUGCAUACAUUGUGUAUAUAUAUAUAGUAUUGUGUUGUUUGUAAAUGCAUUUCUUUCCACAAACUGCAAAUAGUGGAAUUUACUUUCUGUCCUUUCAUUGUAUCAGUGCUCUUUAUGUUCAGGUUACAGAUUUCAUUGACAGUCAGCCACCUUUUUAUUUUUGUCUGUAGUUGUUUUAAAGGCUCAAACAAGUACUUUUCUAAAUGUUGUUAAUGUAGAAACUGUGAAUCUGCACCUCACAAUGGACUUUUGGCCAAACACAACAUGCUUUCCUUUACCAUAAAGAAAAACCUGAUGAUAAAUUUGGCGUCAGCAUUGAUAUCUGUUGUAAAUAAGUGUUUUCAAAUCUUGAGCUCAGGAUGCCAUGUGACUCUGAUUUGGUAGUGUGAUAUAAAUAUAAAAGGUUUCAUUUCACCAUUUCCUUUUCAAUGUUUAAAUGUAACUGAGAACAUGUUCAUAAUAUAGUGAUGUUUUCUAUGUUGUGCUGCUUCAGCAAAAAAAGAUAAACUGAUUAGUUGGUGACAUGUCUGUGUUGUAAAUUUUUGUGACAAUGAUUGCUAUAUUAUGUGAACAGUCACUUUGGAAAGAGGUCUGUGCACUGUGACAACAUGUUUGUGUCAAUCAGUAUUAUUAAGAUUUUUUUAUUUCUGUAAAACUGCAACUGAGAUCAGUAUCAAGAAUAGUAUUUCCAUGAAAAUGUUUUAGAUGUUUUUUUCUUUUAGACCACAAAGCUUCUUUUAUUUGUGUAUACAUAUGAAAAAUGUUGUUGCCACAAUGUAAAACUACUGAAAACAGACAUUUAAGUCAUGCAAACAGCACCAUUAUUUGACAAAUUAUUAAAUGUGAAUGUCUUUAU